Messenger RNA from Procambarus clarkii (red swamp crayfish), 5290 nucleotides. RefSeq names its product E3 ubiquitin-protein ligase ZNRF3. Gene Ontology annotation, biological process: ubiquitin-dependent protein catabolic process. Lineage: Eukaryota; Metazoa; Arthropoda; Malacostraca; Decapoda; Cambaridae. Gene Ontology annotation, molecular function: ubiquitin protein ligase activity. The record is from RefSeq and is a predicted model, not a curated record.
GUAGCGAGAGUGAUGGUGGGAGGAACUAGUCGUGCCCGCUGAUGUCGGCCUGGCGCCAGCCUCACUCGCCCUGGCCCUACCUGGCGGGGGUCCUCGCCGCCCUCCUCCUGCCGCUCCUGGGGCCAGCAGCCGCCCACCAGCUCGCCCCAGGGGUGGUACCCUCAGGGGGGCGCCGUGCCCUCGUCACGGUGGCCGUCCCCAAGCAGGACCGCCACGGAAAGUACACGGAGCAGGAGGUUACAGUGUGGGGCUCCUUCUCCCCUCUGGCAGCGGCGGCCCCGGCCGAGGGCAAGUUCAUACAGAUGCACCCGGUGGCCCUGUGCGAGAGCCAGCGGGCGGACGGCCUGGACUACGAGUUCGGGUGGGUGGGCUUUCUCAAGCCGGAGCCCGUCCCCAGCCUGCCCAAGAAGUGCCGCUCUGUCUACGAGAUGAACACCCUGGCCCAGCAAGCCAAGCGCGCGCUCUCCCGCAUGGAGUGCAGGAGAUACAAGGACAAGAAGAAGGAUGACAAACACAUCGUUAAAGUCAAACUCAAGAAGAAGGUGAAACUUACUACGGGUGAAGGUGGAGGCGGAGGUUGUGGUGGAGGUGGUGGAGAAGAUGGGGGAGGUAGUGGUGGCGAAGGUUGUAAAGCUGGAGAAGACCAAGACGAAGAGGACGAAGAGGGUAGCCACGAGAUAUCAGUCCUCUCUGAAGGUCCUGAGGUGUGUGUGGUGUGUCUGGAGGAGUACCGCCCCCACCAGGAGCUACGCGUCCUGCCCUGUAAACAUGAGUUCCACCGCGCCUGCGUCGACCCCUGGCUGCUCCAGCACCGCACCUGCCCCCUCUGUAACUACAACAUUAUAGAGGGCUGCUACGAGAGUCCGCCGGCUACCUGUGCCUCGGGCUCAUCGUUGACCCACGGCGCCCACCUCUACAGCAUGCCAGCCCACGCCCAGUACGUGCUGGCCCCCUCCAACCCCGCCCACGCCUGCGGGCACCCGGGGUGCGCUGUUCAUGCUGGCCUGGGAGGGGCUAUACCCGGGUAUGCCGGCCUCGGCUACAGUCCGCUUCCCCCGGGGUAUAUCAGCCCUCCACCGGGGUAUACUAGUCCUAAUAUCGGGUAUGCCAGCCCCGACCCUGGGUAUACGGGUAUGGUGAGUGGGUACACCAGUCCCACUGUUGGGUAUACUAGUCCUGCAGGUGAAUACAAUACCCCCACGAGCGGGUACAUGAGCCCCAGUGGUGGGUACUCAGUGUCGCGAGGUGGACAUACCAGCCCCCGCGGUGGGUACCUCGGCACCACAGGCGGGUAUUGUGGUUCGGUGAGCGGGUAUGGUAAUCCAGUUGGAGGAUAUGGGGUGGUACCAAUGUGUGGAUAUGGCUCAGGUGGUGCGGGUAGUGGAUGCGGAUUGGGGUGUGUGGGUAUUUGUCAUCAUGACUCGUCGCUUCUCCACGACGCCUGCCUCAUGUACCCACCAGCCCCUACCCACAACCCACGAUGUGGUCACGCCCACACGCAGCCGCCUCACGCCCACGCCGCCCACCCUCAACCUCCGGGAUCCAGCAGUGAAGAGGCGGAACACCAGUUUGUGAGCGUUGAGGUUCAACAUCAUCAUGGUGCAGCUGCCAGUAGUGGUAGCAGUGGCCGUGCCACCUGUGGUUCUUCCAACACAAGUGCCAACACCAGCACCACCACCUGUCCACGACCCGUCACAUUCCAGGCUGGUUUGGGGGGACGUGGACCCCUCCCAGCAGCCCCCUUAAGUCAGGAACAGCUGGAACCUUUUCUUGCAGCUCUUGCAGCACUUCAGGAGGAGCAACGGUGUGGCAAUAGUGAGACAAGUGACUCCUCUUCUCUGGAUAAUUUGUCUUGUGAGGUCCACCCACCCACCACACCUCGUACCUCUCUUGAAUCCCUGCAGGAACGUAUACCUCGACUCCGCCAACCUCGACUUCGCCAUGGCCAUGCCUCGGAUGGGUCACCAGGGGUAGAUGAAGGAAGACUUCACAUUAGCAAGCGAGGGCUGCGUCGAGCCACUUGGUGCAGUACAGGCAUUAGCCUAGUACACUCAAUGGAUCCCCCUGGGUCCCUUGGGAAUUCCAUAGCAGUGCAGCAGCCUGACGAAGCUGCACAGAUUGCAUUAGGAACCCAUCUUGUUACCUUUCAAGUAGCUAGCGGAGCUGCAAAAAUUACUGCUGAUAGUAGUAGUGGAGGUGAGGCACACAAAGCUGGUAGACGACCCCAGUUUGUACCUAUUUCCCAGACAGCAACACUACACCUCAAACAAAACCUCCAGGAUCCUCCUAGAAUCUCAACACAUUCAGAUGGUAGUUCAGGGCCACAGUUAGAAGUAACGUGACGUAUGGACUAUCACUGUCCCCAAUUAUCCCUCGCUGGAACUCGGCACACAAGUGCAUUGUGAUGUGUGCUUCGUGCAAAACAUUUUACAUCAUGACUGUAAAAUGUUAAUUAAAAGACUGGUGCAGAAGCAGUAAAAGACUAAUAAUAAAAAAUAUAUUGGACCACUAGUCAAUUUUAUAUAUAUAACAGUACCAAUAUAUGUUUUGUUUAGAACCCAGUUAACCUUAAUCUUUUAUCCAGGAUGUUUAUACUGUAUUCAUAUAAAUGUUUAUUCCAUGGUUCAGCUGUGUACUGUACAUACCAUAGGAAAUAUAUAAAUGUGAAUGUCAAGUGCCCAGGCAUAACAGAGUUGUUAGUUGUCUUUAUGUAUUCUAUUAAAGAUCCCCUUAAAAGUGGAAUGAAAGUCUAGAUUACCAACGUAUAAUGAUGAGCAAGUUAGUUAAUGAUUAAUGCAUUUUAAAUGGUUUAACAAUGAUUCAUAGGUAAGGAAAUGACAAUGUACCUAGUAAUAAAAUACAAAAAUGAACAAGAAAUAUUUUGAAGGAAAUAUGUAAAAGUACAAAUUAAUUAGUUGUUGUAAAUCUUAAAUUUCAGUAACAGUGAAUUUAAAGUAAUAAAAUGUAGGUAGCAUGUUACUUAGAAUCUCAAACAAUAUUCAAAGUUUUGUGCACAUAAUAAUUUGUAAUAAAGCAAGAUUAAAUUUUAAAGGAUAAGUGUAAAUUCAAUCAGAUAAUUUUAUUUUAUUUGUGGAAAUUCCUUUGUGUAAACCAAUCAAAUUCACGAAGUGAGGUGUGCAUGUAGGACACUUGUAAGUUCCAGAAAUUUUGAUUUAAAAACUUAUUAUAGUGUAACAAACACAGCAAGUGUAUUAACUUGUUCAUUUUUUUUACCAAAGUUUGGGGAGAGCUCUUUCUCAGGUUGAAAAGAAACCGAAAUGAGAAUAAUGGAUCUCGUGGACAAAUUGACUUUCCCAACACUUAAGCUCUGGCAUUUCAGGUUAAGGUGUAGAAAGGUUAGCAUGCCAGUCAAUGUGACACUUGCAGCAUGUUCCGUUUUCAGUGUUAGGAAAGUGCUCAUAUGGUUCAUGAGGGCUAAUCUGGACACUUUUGAGACAUGCUUCAGAAAUGCAAGGUUUCAAGAAUUCCAGUGCUAUAUGCACUGUUGUACAAGCCAUGCAAACUGUAUCGUAAGCCUAGUACAAGACAGAUUCACUAGAACCAAAGAGACAAUAGUCACCUCAUUAAACAUUUUCUAGUCCUUGUGUGUGUUUUUGAAACUCGGAUACAUUUCAUGUGGAUCAGGGCUCAAGAUAACUAGAUGUAUAUAGUGUUGGAAAAUGAAGACUGAAUUAUCCAAUAGGUGAUCUCUACAGAUUCCAUUACCAUAAAGAAGAAAAAUUUUUCCUUGCUUUUCUGUAGGAUCUACUUCCUGUUCUAUAUGUAUUAAAAAAUCUACCUACAAGUACAGUGUACUAACAUUGAUUUUUCAUUGCAUAUAGAACAUAAGAUUAUUUCUAUAUGAAUAUAUUGAGAAGUGCAUAGUAAACUGCCAAGUACUUGUAGAUGAUAAAGUUUUCUCUAAAUUUAUAUAAGAUUGUAAUAUUGAAUAAUGGAAAGGAAUAUAUAUUAGCUGAAUAUAUUCAAAUUGUUCUUCAUGUAUAAUAUUCAAAUAUCCUUGUAAAAUUCUAACAACCUGAGCAAACAAGCAAACAAACCAUUAGGCCUGUCAAAUCUGACAGAUUUUGGUGUGCUCAGUGUAUAAAAACUAGCAUAUUCUAUCCUCAUGCCCUGAGGAAAUGACCAUACAGUAUUCAGUUUCUCUGAUAAUGUUUCAAAAUUCACCUCCAUCAAUGCAAUGCUCAUUAGCUACUCCCAGUAAAUAUAUUAUUUAAAUAAAAAGGGUGAAGUUUAAAGUUUUAUGAAUGUCACUGCUAAGGUGCAUAAUAUAACUAAAUUUUGGCCUACUAAUAUACUAUGGGUAGAUUGCAGGCAUAUUUCCUCAAUACUGUUUUUGCAACAGAAACUACUGCAUCUUUGAUCCACAACCUAACCUAAGUGCCUUUACAUGCAGUUCAAGCAUUUAUAACAUUAAGCGUUCUAGUUCUAAGUUUUAAGGUGAAUUAGCUCAUAAGUUCUGAUAUGUAUGUAUAAAGUGUGAGGAACUUUUGUCUCAAUAUACCAUACCAUAUAUGAAUGAAGUUAGUGAUUCCUGGCUCAAAUAUUUAGAAAAUCUCAAUACAUGUAAUCAAAUUUACCAUCAAAUAUUGAUGGGAAAUUAGAUAUGUAACAUUGUAGAUAACUAAAUAAAUUUUCUGUGGUAAUAUUUAAGUCAGAGUGUAGUUUACAGAUAUUGUAUAGUUUUAUAAAGUAAACCACAAGUCGGCAAGUAUUACCAUAACCAGGAAACAUUCAUGUACAGUUCUUCCCGCCUUGUCUGUAUAAAGGAUGAUGAAUAUUGAAAUGUCUUUGACUUGAAUGACAGGUAAUGAGAUGAGCAAUUUGAAUCCUCUCCAAAUUUUUAAUUUGGGCUCUUCCCUCCUGUACUAGUUAAGGUAGUUAUCAGGAGAAAGCACUAACCCAGUGUGACUAUAGUCAUACUGACUUAGUGACACUUGAAUGGGAUGAAAGAAUGAGGCCCAACCUUUUGAACCAUCAGGGAUCAAGCACAGACCGGGUAUGAUACAAGGCCUUCACUUGACUGACCAGUCAAAGUGGACAGACCCCUCUCUUGCACAAGAGAAAGUGAGCUAAUGUACUACUGUAUUUUAGCCUCAAAUUGCUUCUCUCAUCACAUAUGCUGUUAGUAUUUCCGAAGAGGUGCUAUAUGAUCUAUAUUUUUUAUUGUUCUUGUUGCAUGAACUAGUGUAAAUUUAAUAUAUUUUGUACUUGUUGUACAUUUCUCAUAUAAUUUAUUAUAAGUUAUAUAUUAAAUAAAAGGAAUUAAAUA